GGUCUCGCCGGCUCCUGCGUGCCCUCGCUCUACAUGAGGAAGCAGAAGGCGCUGGAGGCGGAGCUCGACGCCAAGCACCUCUCCGAGACCUUCGACACCCUGGACAAGCCCAGCCCCAAGCACCUGGGCCUCCACAAGCCCCUCCGCCACAUGGGCCUGGCCCGGGACUACGCCUCCGACUCGGGCUGCUUCGACGACGAGGCCCCCAACCUGUCCAGCAGUCUGGACACGGGCAGCUUCUCCCGGCUCUCCAUGUUCCUCGGUAACUCCAACUUCCUCCAAGCGGGAAGGAAAGACAACGAAGCCGAACGGGAGGCGGAGCCGUCUCACGGCGGCGACAGGCACACGUCUCACGACCACGUGGUGUCCGCCGCCGCCGAGACGCUCGCCAAGAAGAUCACCAACACCGUGGCCAAGAUCGACCGCCUGGUGGACGACAUCACCAUGCACACCUCGUCGGAGGACAGCUUCAGCCUCAGCUCCGAGGACCCCUUCGCCGACUGGCCCUACGGGAUGGACGAGCUGAACGAGGCGCGGGCCAAGUCCUGCUCGCCCUGCCACCUGUCGGACACCAGCAGCCUGGCCCACAGGGAGCGGCUGGGCCGGGCCCACGCCCUGAUCCGCCUGAAGGCCGCCCACACCAGCCUGUCCACCGACAGCCUGAACAGCGGCAGCACCAGCGACGGCUACUGCGGCAGUAGAGACCAGAUCGCCUCCCCAGCCGCCGCGGCCACCCUGCAACACAAGAGGCCCAGUCAGCUGGAUCUCAAGGUCAUUCAUCAGGAAUAUGCUAAUCAUCAGCCAUAUGCUAACCAUCUGGACCGUCCCAACCCGCUCAAUGUUCCAGAGAGAGAUUCUGUGGACAACAAAGAGCUCAAAGCUUGUGAUGCUAGCAGUGUAGAGCAGGAGCUGGCAGCUCACACCCCGACCAGCGUCUCAACUAAACUCUCCUCCGACGUCAGCAUGGCCUCCAUCAAGCUCUCCCCCUCCUAUCAACACGUUCCUCUGAUUCACAGCGGGGCUAAAUUUGGUGCAGCGAAGACGACGGUGCAUGUGCAGGCCACCCAGGCCGUUAGGAGGCAGGCCUGGGUUCCUAGCGUGCUCACAGGGGGUCUCACCAAGUUCCCUCCCCUUGGCCCGGCCCGGAGCCCCAUCAUCGGCCCCCUGGAGACGGUGCAGAAGUACUCGGUGGAGAACACGCCCUGCUUCUCGCGCUGCAGCUCGCUGUCCUCGCUGUCCUCCGGGGAGGGGCCGCUGGACGGACAGAGCCAGAGCGACAACGAGCUGGAGAGCGACUCGUCGCUGGAGAUCAUCGAGGUGGAGGACGGAGAAGAGGUGGUGAAGACGACCGCAGAAGACGAAACCUUGGAAGAUCUCAGCGACAGCCAGCUGCUAGUGACCGACUCCAAAACCUUCCCCGGGAAGGACGAGCUCCUGACCGAUCCCACGGAGAUACCGUCCAAACAGGAGAAGUACUCCCGCGGCGCGUCGCCCACCCUGCUGGAGGACCGCUCUCCGUCCAGCUCCUCUGAGAACUACAUCCACGAGACGCCGCUGGUCAUGAGCCGCUGCAGCUCCCUCAGCUCUCUCGGGAGCUUCGACUCUCCGUCCAUCGCCAGCUCCAUUCAGAGUGACCCGUGCAGCGAGAUGAUCGAUGGAACCAUCAGCCCCAGCGACCUCCCCGACAGUCCGGGUCAGACCAUGCCGCCGAGCCGGAGUAAGACCCCCUGCUGUGUGGAGCCGAACCCUGCGGACACGCAGGGCGGCGGCGUGCCGUGGGAAAGCAGCCUGCGCAAGUUCCUCGAGAUCGCAGACUUCAAAGAGAGGUUCAACCUCCCUCCUGACCUGGACACCAUGAUCUACUUCACUGUGGAGAAGCCCACAGAGAACUUCUCGUGUGCGUCGAGCCUGAGCGCCCUGCCCCUGCAUGAGCACUACGUCCAAAAGGACGUGGAGCUGAAGCUCACUCCUCUGCUGCAGCAAAGCGACAGAAACCCUCCGCUCGCCGAUGACGACGCAGCGGACCGGGAGGAACGCUCUAGCGAGGCGACCUCCGACGACGACAUAGAGAUCCUGAAAGAAUGCAUCAACUCGGCGAUGCCGUCAAAGUUCCGCAAGGUCCGGCCGUCGCUGAUGGCCAGCAUCCCACCUCAUCUUCUAAACUCUCAGAGCAAGACACAGAUGCAGCUGCCGGUCUACAUGAUGGUCCCACACUCCAGUGGCCAGAGGUCCUCUGGGAGGAGGGUCGUCAUGACGCAGAAGGAGAUCACACUCGACGACUCGUCCUUCACCGACUCUGCAGAAGGGACUCCGGUCAACUUCUCCAGCACCACGUCUCUGAGUGACGAGACUCUUCAGUAUCCGGUGAAGGAGAAGGGAGCCAAGGACUGGAGGGCCAGAGACACCGGGAGCCAGGACAUGGUGGACGACGAGGCCAAGAGGAUCGACGACUUGAGGAAGUUCUCUUACUUCCAUAAGAACAAUCGGGUGAACUCCCAACCCAACGUACAAGUCAACCAGACGAGCAAAACUACGAAGCACGUCAUCCAAACUCAGAAAUUGCUGAUGCAGAGUAAAGAAGUGACUGACAGAGUGACCAAUCAGAGGAACCGUGAUCAGUCGCCCAAUCAGCAGCGGCCACGACAGGGGCAAGUCCUGGCACUUCCUGUCAUACAAAACCCUGAGAUGAUCCAAACAUCCCACACUAAAGAAGACGUCUACUGCUACAAUGACCAGAAGGAACGAGAAGAGCGGUUCACCAAACGACCUGGGAGAAGGCAGACAAGGGAAGCGAGCAGAAACACUCUCUCCCGGAGCAUGACCAACGUCGGCAGAACAGAGCCGCAGAGCGAGCCCAAAGGCUUCCACAGGAUCAAGCAGAACCUGAUGAAGAGCGACUCGCCAUCGUGCUACUCCCUCAGCACCUCUCUGAGCUCCCUCAGCGACGCAGAGUUUGAGGAGCACCAGAGCAAACCACAGCAGAUCUGGACCAAGACUAGACACAACAAAACCAACCCGACGGGGCUCUCCCGGCCCACGGCCUUCCACAGCCCGUACGAGGCGCAGAGCUCGCCCAGCUCCGUGAGCCUGGACUCCGAGGACGACCUCCUGCAGAGGUGCAUCACGUCCGCCAUGCCCACGAGGAGGAAGAUGGCCGCCAGGAAGAAGAAGGCAGAGAAGAAUCAGAAUCAAAAGAACAACACGCAGAAGUUCAUCUGGAACAUGGAUCAGGACUCUGACAGUGACGACCUGGCGUCCGACAAAGACUCAGACCUCAACAGUGUGGAGUGGAGAGCGAUACAAGAAGGAGCAAACUCUGUGGUCACAGGAUUGAUGGCAUCCAAGUCACAGGAGCCUUCCUCCGAAGAGACAGAAUCCGUCCUUUCGUUCAUGUCCACGUCCAGUUUUACACCCAAGGAAAAGACGUUUGCCAAAGACAAAAAGCCCAACAAACCUCUGGACUUUGCUCAUCGCAAACCGGUUGCAAACCUGCCUGUGGUGUUCAGAGGAAGAACAGUGAUCUACACUCCUAAAAAAGAGACGACCCUCUCCCAAAGGCCCCCUCCAAACAAAGUGUCAACAAGGCCAGACGCUCCCAAGAACCCGCAGCUCGCCCAACACCGCUCCAAGAGCCUCCACCGCCUGGGACAGCCCCAGGAGAUGGAGUGGUCCCUCCCCAAGAGGAGCUCCACUCCUCCACCCAGGAUUCCAAAGAGCUCUUCUUCUGGUUCCUCACAAAGCUCUACUCUGUCUAAACACUCCCAGAGGAAGAUCACCUCUCCGAUUCAAAUCAAUAAAUGUGUUCCUAAGAAGAACGCCACACCAUCAAGUAGUCCUCCUGCUACGAGUCCUCCGGAGAGGAAGGGUCGCUCCCCUGUCCCGAGUCAAGAGCAAAAGUCCACCGCACAUAAAACACAGAAGUCUCCGGUUCGAAUCCCAUUCAUGCAGAGCUCAAGGCAAACUAGAGCCAUAUCCCCGUUGGUAACCAACCAGCCGACCAAUGUGAGCAGACCUAACAGCCAUGUGACAGGGAAACGACCUCCUCCAGCCAAUCGGCUGGACCUGGUCCGGAUGACCUCGGCCCACUCGGGUGGAACUGAGACCGAUCGAAACGGGUUCCUCAGACAACUGACGUUCAUCAAGGAGUCCAAAACCCUCAUGAGGCGCGAGGGCACCGCGCACUCCGCUCCCCCGGCCCAGAGCUCCUCUCGCAGAGGGCGUCCCGCCGCCGCCGCCGUCUUCCUCUGCUCCUCUCGCUGCCAGGAGCUCAAGGUGGCAGUUCAGGGGCCGAGGAGGACGCCGGCUAAGGGUCCGGCCCCCAAGACAGUCCAUCCGGACCCCAGCCGUCUGAAGCAGAGUCCGGCCGCCACGAGGGCCUCCGGGGAGCGGGAAGCCUCGGCCAGGCGUCCCCGGAGGACCAGCUCGGAGAGUCCCUGCAGGGCGGCGCAGCGGCCCGGGCCGGCCAGGGGGUCUGCUGCCAGGCAGCAGCAGCAGGACACCUUCAAACGGCACGCCUCCUCUCCCAGUAUCAACGUACUGAGCCGGGUCACCAGCCGCUCGUCGGUCCGGUCUUCCUCCUCAGACUCCAGCGGGCGAGCCAAGAGCGAAGACGACACCAAGAGGAGGGGGUCGCGGCCGAACCACAGGGUCACCUGGAGGAGGAUUAAGGACGAGGAUGUGCCGCAGAUCUUGAAGACCACUCUGCCGGCGACGGCGCUGCCUCUCGCACCUUCUCCCGAGGAGAAGCCCAAGUCUGCGGCCAUGCCAGGGAAGCUGCCCACCAUCAUCCUCGCCUCACGAAAAACAAGCGACGCAACCGUCCAGACGGAAGACUUCUCCGGUAAGACCCACUCGAGCUCCUCCCUCAAGGCCGAGGCAACGCCCUCUGAGGACGGCUCUGGUCUGUCCACGCUGUGGAAGGCCGGGCCAGGAGGGGUCCUCCAGGAAGGGGACUCGGAUGGACCCCCGCGGGGCCACAGCUCCGUCUCCACGGGAACCCCCGACAGCUUCACGUCCGGAGGGGUGCUCUUCCGUCAGGGGUCCCCCAGUAAGUCUGCCAGAGUCACCCCGUUCAACUACACGCCUAGCCCCAUGACCUGCAGUACCCAGGAGCCCCCCGCCACACCCAGCGGCCAGAAGACCGGGGAGAAGGCUGAGGCGUAG
Gadus chalcogrammus (walleye pollock) is the source of this 5163-nucleotide messenger RNA. RefSeq names its product adenomatous polyposis coli protein 2-like. Gene Ontology annotation, cellular component: beta-catenin destruction complex; catenin complex; cytoplasmic microtubule. The record is from RefSeq and is a predicted model, not a curated record. Gene Ontology annotation, biological process: Wnt signaling pathway; pattern specification process; regulation of cell differentiation. Gene Ontology annotation, molecular function: microtubule binding; beta-catenin binding; gamma-catenin binding. Lineage: Eukaryota; Metazoa; Chordata; Actinopteri; Gadiformes; Gadidae.